AGCCCGAAGAAAUUAUUAAUUCUUUCGCUUUAACCGAUAGUAUUGAUGUUGCGCACUAGGCGGCGCGCGCAUCACUACGUUUCUCGCCAAUAGUAAUCAGUAGACGAAUGUUUAUAGUGCGGAGAGUACAUGAAUGCUGGUCGAUGAGAGAAAAUAGAAAGUUAAUAUUUGUACAUUAUUAUUUGUGUUUGAUUUAUUUAGUGAGAAAAUGGAUUUAACGAACAGGUCUACCUGCUUAUUACACGAAGCAGGUUAAACAUUGAUAUAAGUUAAAAUUAAACGGGACUUAUGGAAAGUAUAGCAAUUUGAUACAAGAUGUGAUGUUGUGGAAAUAAUACUUUAACUAUGAUACCAGGCGUGUAUAUGUGUGGAAUAUUUACAAUGAAUUGUUGGAGUUUGUCGAUUAUUUUGAUUCUUUUCGGAUUACAUGGAUUCGGGGCCACAGCCUCUACCUGUCCAGCUGUGUGCUUUUGUCCGUCCUUAACAAGAACUGUGUAUUGCCCAAGGAAGGAAUUGCUUUUUAUUCCAAGCGGAAUACCAUCAGAUUCUAUUCAGUUGAACCUCAAUGACAAUACAUUUUCUAACCCAGUUAUAAGUAAAGAGAAUUUUACAAGAUACAGAGAUUUGCAACAGUUAUAUCUAACAGGUUGUGGCAUCGAGUAUAUUCAAGUUGAUACUUUUAUUGACAACAAAAAAUUAAAAUGGCUAGACAUUGGUAAAAAUAAACUCAAGACGAUCUAUGACUACACUUUUAGGGACUUGACUUUAGAUCAUUUAUUUCUCAAUGACAAUCCUGGAGUCUCGAUCUCUACAAGAGCUUUUGGAGGACUAAAGUCCACAGGCCUCUACAUGCAAAACAACGGACUGGAUAAACUGUCGCUUGAAGUUCUUCGUCCCAUGAAUGGAACAUUGAAAACAUUGUGGCUCGAUGGGAAUAAAUUCGAGCGGUUUAAUUCCCUUUGGUUAUUCCUAUUCAAAACUUUAAGCCACUUGAGGAUCGGUAAUAACCCUCUUCACUGUAACUGCGAGGCCAGGUGGUUGAAUGAGUUCUACCUCUCCAACUCGAGAAUAUUUGAGGGAGGGUCACCGCCGUCGUGUAGGUCCCCAGUAAGACUGAGGGGGAAACUCUUCAAUCAGUUACAAGAAGAUGAUUUCAAAUGUCAGCUUCCAGUGUUUAAAAAUGUCGAUGUUAUUUUCGAACACAAUGUCGGUAAAAUGACUUGUCUAGCAAGCGGUGAUCCGGUGCCGACGAUUUACUGGAUGAAGCCCGACGGAGAUUCUGAAGUGUUUAUUCCCAAAUCUGAAGAUAUAACAAAAGAUAUGGAAGGUGUUAUGUAUGUUACUCCACCGGAACCCAACUCUAAAAACAGAUAUGAGUGUGUUGCUAAUAAUCCCGCCGGAAACGUUACCUUCUCUAUUAAUGUCGCAUGGCCGUCGGUGCCAGAAUAUCAAACAGACGUUGAUCAGUCUGAGGUCGCAAUGAACGACAUAUCAGCUGAUGUUAAAGAAAUAAAUUUGAUAGACAAAGGUGAUCACAAGAAAAAAUAUAACGAUGUUAAAACAGAAACAAAAGUUUCUCAUGUAAAUACUAAUUCUAGUAAAGUAACCGCGAAUGACAUGCAGGCGGUGACGCAAGAGACAAGUAAAACUGGGGUGCAAUUUACCGCCGGCGAUAUUGUCGGCGCCGUCGUCGGGACAUUUUUGAUAACACUCCUGUUGUGUAUUAUUGUGUUCCAUGUUUUUUACAGACACCAAAGAAAAUCAGGGUACCCAAGCACCCACCAAAAUGGCAUAACAACCCCAGAUUUGAGAAAAGGGCCACCAAGUCGUAACGAACUUGAUGAGGUUGAACAUACUAUGUUAGAAAGACGAAAAUUUGAUAUUCAUGUUUAGUACUGGGCUUAGUGACGGUUGUGAAAAUUAAAAAAGUGUAAUCAUCUCCUUCGGCUCAAAGCGCACCUGUCUAAACUUAAGGUUUUAACACAUAAAGAAAAGAUUCAAAUGAAUCUAUUUUCAAAUCAUUACCUUAAAGGAAAUCGUUUAAAAUUUCUUCGGGGUGGUAACGCAAUAUCUUGUUGCCAAAUUAGCUCGAAUGGAAUAAAAUCGGUGCAGUGAUAAAAUACCCUAUUAUUAGGAGUAAAGAGGCUUCGGUUGGAUUAUAAAGAAAAUGUGCUGCUUUAAAAUACCCACGGAGUUUAACAAUACGGGCUCUCUUUGAUAUGGUUUACGUAUGAGUGGAUUAUCAAAUAAAACCAACAAAGGAAUGUUUAUAUUCAGCGUAGAAGUGAUGACAGAGCUGCAGGGUCUUACCCAACCUGUGGCAAAGAGGUAUUUUCUUGACACAAAUCAUUUAGAUCGUUUAGAUAGCGGAAAAAAGAAAGAGUGGACAUGAAAAAAUUGAUUACCAAAAUGCGCAGGAAUGUGGCGAAAGUAAAAACCUAACAACUUGAACAGGUGAAUAUACGACAAUUGUUUGUCGCCCUGUGUUAGUGCUAAAUGCCGGACAAUUGUAAUUCGUGAAAGUAAUUAUUAGCAUAGUAGGGUCGAAGAGUAUAGGGUGCGAUAAUAAGAUCGAUUGUACUCUCCAGCUGUAAAAUUAGAAUUGCGUGUUAAGUUUAACGCCUUUUUAGUGAAAUUUCUGACACCUUAAGACGUCGCAUUCGCUUUAAGUUAUAUAUUUUAGUGAAUAAUUAUCAAAUAAAGCUACCAUUCUCCAAAAGCCUUCAAGCUAUAAUUUGAAAAUAUUUCUGACAGGCAAGACUUAGAUUAAUUCGAAACACGUUUCAAGUCAUGGAUCUUUAAAUUUAAUUGCAUUAGACGGGGAUAAGUAAUGAUCCGUUACAUGUAAAUGUUUACUUUUCAAAAAAAAAAAGAGUUUAAAUUUCAACCUAUUACAGUUUGCUUAAUACAUCUGCGUAUUAGCUUAGUUUUUGUUAACUCCAACCACACAUUCUUGAGUAAAACUUUCGUUUAAACCAGUCUGAAAAAUAUAUUUAUUGUCAGUGUCAACCGUGUUUAUCAUAAAUUCAGACAUUUUUUUCGUAAAUUUAUUGUGAACAAGUAUAUAGAUUGUCAGGCAAUUUAAUGAUUUCUACAUUUUUGACAGUUGAAAUACCUUAAGGUCAUUUAGUAACUGAUACACUAGAUGUAUUGAAGAUAGAAAGAAACCAUUUAAUUCCGAACUAAUUGAUAUCUCAACAACAACAUUUUUAUUUUUUCUUAUCGCUUUUUAACAAUAACCAACCAAAAACCGUCACUAAUUGAAACAUCAAAGACUAGUCUGUAUGUCAGCGCUUCAAAAACUUUAAUUACUGCUUACAAAAGAAAGCAAAAUCGAUCAUUCCCUCAGGGGCUUUGUAAUUUGUAUAAUUCUUUUAAAAUAUGUUCUUUAAAAACUCUGUAAUUAGAGGGAGAAAUGUAUUUUUAACGUCUUAAAACGCUCCUUAAGAAAUUACUGUUAGCUAAAGUCACCGAAAACACAUUUCCUUAAAAAGUGAAACUCAAAAAAAAUCUAAAGGUUUUCCGUGUGAAAGUACAUGUAUACAUGUACAUUUAUUGAACCAAGUGACCCAUUCACUUAAUUAAUUAUUCAUGAGUUUGGGUUCACCACCUUCGACAGUUUUAUUGUGAUGCUGCAUGUAAAUCUUACAUUAAAUACAGAUUUAUGAUUAUCCCGAUUUAGAAACAAUGUCAUUCUGACCAAGUACUUUCAAUGUUUAUGAACGUACUGCUGUAGGUUUUACUACAUUUUCUUGACUGACAAAAUGUGUCAUUUUGCCCUAUGACCGUUUUUACGCCAAACUUUAUAUGCAAAUAAAUAACAGCUGUUACUAUAGUUAUAUUACAUUCUCGAUUCAGUAAGUAAAUACAUGGACUUUUAUUUUCUUUUGCACAGAUCUGGACAAUGAACAUACAAACAAUGAUAGCAAAUUUUCACUAAAUUCUAGUUUCCUGAUUUAGACAAUAAACAAAUUUUAUUUGUAAAUUCAGACUUAAAAAUUCAGCGCUUUGAAUAAUACAUGAAUAUAUUCUUCAUAAAACUUAAUUAAACAUGUGCCUCUAGGCCAGUAAACUCAAAUUACAAGCUGGCCUGUUGUUUUAAUUUACAUGAAUGCAUAUGUUUAGAGCAUUAGACCACAUGAUAUAAAUCCUAGCCGCCAGUAACAUUGAAAGGAAGUUCAAUUUCAUGGGGUUUUUUUUCAUGGCAACAUAAACUGAUUUUAAUAGCGAAGAAAGUUUUUAUAUUUGCUCCUGGACUGGGCAAGAAAAUGUUUGUAGAGGGCAUAGGUCUUAUAAAGCCGGUGCAAAUUUCAGCACAUGCAAACUGACAUUGCUUAGGGAGCUUCAGUUCAGAUACAAAUAGUGGGGAUAAUUAUUUUUAAUCGAUAUUUUUUCACUUUUUUAAAAUUCAUUUUGAGAAGAAAAUGGAUAAAAUAUAUAAUUUGAAAGGUCUCGGGAGUUAUAUUGGAUGUUCAAAGACAGCCUGUAUAUUCCGUCGCCGAAUUUCAAUAUUCUUUCCAGUUUUCACAUAUUUUUUUCACUAUAUUACUACAUUAUCUCUAUGUUAUACCGCUGUUGGGGAUAUUACGGCUAUGCCUUAUCUCGACUUUAAUAAAUCAAGGUCAGAAACAGCAAGAAUUUACCUAUCUUACCUAAGAUUUUUUUUGUUUUCUAAGACAGAUUUGAUUAUCUAUAGGUUAUCUGCAUUGGGAUAAUUUGACAUCAGUACAAGGGGAAGAUUUGUUUAGACAGUUAGGUAUAUCUGAGUACUGUUUAUAUACAGCGUUCCAUUAUCUAUUUAUAAUCCUCUUGAAGAGAAAGAAUGUUACACAGUAACUGUUCAUCUUGAGAUUUUUAACAUCUUCAUAAAUAUUGGCACCGUAUCGUCUGCUGGCUUGGAAAUAUACUAUCGUUUGUUUUCAUAACAGAUUCUCAAAUUUGCAGUUUUUGUGGACAAAAAGGUGUCGUUGUAAAAACAAAAGCGGAUCUUAAAACAUGAUAAAGUGCGACUGAUCCUUGUAUUUAAUAUAAUACGGUACCAUAUUGUCUAUUGUUUUAAAUCAUUAAUCAGAAUUUCUUUUUGAAAAAACACACACUCAUAACUAUCAAUAUUGGCGCCAUACUGAAAACAGAAGUUAUCGGAAGGUUUUAUCAGCGCAAAAUAUAAUCCGUUAUAAUUCAACAGCUUGUGCAAAAUGAUGCCAUAAUGUAACUGUUAUGCAUGUGGAAUCCAUACAGACUGAUAUUUUUGCCACAAUUACCGCCAUGAGAAUUAAAAGAAUCAAUUCAGUUCUAAGCUUCAUAAUGGAUUCGUAAUGAACAAUUCUGCCUACGCCCUCUCCAACAGCGAUGCCAAUUGCAUUCAAUUAAUUUCUUUAUAACAAACGGGUGCCAUUUAUCUGUUUUUAAAUAAAAAUGUGAGUAGUUAGACAGACAGACAAAAUAAUUGCGUAUACAAUCGCGUGUAAUCAAUUUUAGAAUAAAAGCUUUGAAAGUAUAUCAGUUAAAGUUGCAGCAUUUACAUCUUGUAAGAACAAAGACCUACAUCAUAUAAACAAAAAUGUAAGCACGCACCAGACUAGACCUAAUUUGACAGUUAAAGACGAACGUUUUCCGUUUUGAAAUCACAUUAAUUGAAAGUCCGUAUUGUUAAAAUACCUUGGGAAAAAGUUUAAAAUGAUUUGUAAAACACCCAUUUACACUAAACAGCGGUCAUUGUCUCUGCUAGAUUUACUUGCUUGCGAGUGAGUUGUUACACCGAGGACGCAUACACUGUGUUACACUCGUUACAUUCAUUACAUACAACACAUAAAACAUGACGUUGUCAAUGUAUUGCAACUUGUUAAUGUUGAUCAAACAAGAAUUUAAGACAGUAGGAACAAUACCUAUGAAACGUGUACACGUUUUACGCUACAAUGGCGUUACAUCACGUUUCUUCAAAGUAUAGACUCGACCAGAAUACUAUAUGAAUUUCAUCUCCUCUGAAUGGGAAGAGGCCAAUAACCGUCUCCCUUUUGCAUUUUUUAUAGAACUCCAGAUGACAGCAUUAUAGUAUUCUUUUUUCCGAUUUACAUGUACUUGUUUUUCAUUUUUGUGUUUUCAUUAAAUAUUUAUCGCACAAGUCUCACGUGCGCUAUAUUGUUACAGAUUAAAAGUAUUGUAUUGUUCAUAUAUGUAUGUUUAUAUGUAUAUAGAUGUUUCCCAGACAUUUUUAGUGCAAUUCUAUUUAUCUAUGUGUCUCACAUAAUGUUGAUAGUUUCACAUACAUAGAUUGUUUUACAUUUUUUCUCAUCGACAUUUUUUUAUGUAGACACAAAGAAAAUCAGCGAUUCUUUGUGAGAAAUUGUGAAAAUUUUGCGCUUCUGAAGCGACUCUUGUCCAUUUUUCUCAUAAAUCUGAAUACAGCACAAACGGUUGCCAUAGUAACGUUAUUCUUGUCAACCUCUAAUUGGUCCUAGCUGCCUUGGGCUUUUACCCUUUGUUAAACUCGCGAGAAAACGCGACCAGGAAAAAUCAUUAUUUAAUUUACAGAGAUAAUGACAUUUCUCUAUACGUCUCUAUAUUUGAAGAUAAUACGUUUAGUGUAAGGUUCUCUAAGUGCUGCCAUUGUGAAGUCGUCAUUAUUGUACUAUUUAAAGAUGCUAAUGAACGAAAUACGAAGCGCAGUCAAAAAAGUUCUAAGAAAAAGCUGUCUGACUGCCAAAAAAAAAGAAAUGCACUUUUGCAUGUGUAAACUGAGAUAUAUCGAAACUGUUAGAAGAUUGAAAAGAAAAUAUUUGCAAAGUCGCUUAUGAUGUUGCUGCAUUGUAAAAGAACAUAUGUCGCUUUCUUAAAAGCCACGAGUGGUCGCGUUUAAUAGACUGGUGAUAAAUUUUUACUGACCGUCUGUAAAUCUGAAAUUUUAUUAAAUCAUGACGAACUCGCUUUCUUUUAUGCAGUAUGCUUUCUCUUGAGGAAAAACUCGACUCCUGGUUAAUUUAUGGGUGUCACGGGCUUAUUGAUAAUUAGGGUAAUUAACGACAUGUUAUGAAUAAUUAAUUGCUACUUUACUGGUUCCAUGGAAUGUAUUUCAUGGGAAACGUGUUAUGUUUAUCUGUAUAGGUAACAUUGUUAUAUAGUUACAUAAUUCUACAUUAUUACUGAUUGUACUUUAAACAUUAUUAUUCAUCUUGCUGGGAAAAUGUGCAAAUCGUAAUUCAUAAUGUUUAAACGAGCCGCACCAUGAGAAAACCAACAUAAUGGCUUUGCGACCGGCAUGGAUCCAGGGCAGUCUGCGCAACCGCGCAGUCUGGUCAGGAUCCAUGCAGUUCACUAACGUUUUCUCUAAUUGCAAUAGAGUAUGAAAGCGAACAGCAUAGAUUCUGACCAGACUGCGCGGCUGGUCUGGAUCCAUGCUGGUCGCAAAGCCACUAUGUUGUUUCUUUCAUGGCGCGGCUCAAACGUGUUAUCAUAUUUGUGUAAUUCAUGCAUAUAUUAUGAAAUUGUUUGAAAGCACUAUCAUAAUUCAUUAAAUUGUAUAUCUGUCGAGUGUAUGCUGAAUUUAUUUCAUUUUAUGAGUUUUCGUCUUUUAAAACGGAUUAAAAUCGCUCGAGACAUCUAAAAAUACUUCGAGAUAGAGACAGACGGAAUUUUAAGCAAUUCUUGAUAAUAUCUGUAAUAGCAUAUUAAACAUAAUGUUUAAAACCGUGGGUAACUUGUCCACUUCAUAUUCUUUACUAAAAAAUAAGGACAAAACAAUUCGUAAUAUCAAACUAUUUAAAAACUCUCAAAUGCGAUACUCAAAGCUCAGUCGAUUUGAAUAGGUGCCAAGCACCCAACCGUGUUUUAAAUCUAAAACAGUCAAGUUUCCUUAAAUAUUGUGUGAGUUAUUAUUUAUUUUUGAUACGAUAAAACUCAUUAUACUGUUUUUUCAGGGCAUUUCAAUUGAAAAGUUUUGCAGGGUUAUUAAGAUCUUAGGUUGAUACUGUAUAUGACUGCUCGUGCUUUUUUGUUUUUUUUUUUGUUCAAGGGAACGUAGGUUCAAAACAUGCAUCGUGAUUCGAGUUUAAAUAUCUUGCACCGAACAUUAUAUAUAUCGAACUUAAUGGCAAACGUAAUAUCUGAGUUUUAAGUUAAAAAUAUCUCGUUUUUAUAUCAAAAUGUCAGAUUGCAAAAACUUGGACGGCGCAUAAGGUAAAUUGCUUAUAUCAUGAAUUACUUGGAACUUCAUUGCGUUUUGUGCGUGUAGGAUUCUUCUUGUGAAAAUCCGCCAUGUUCUUAUUUUGAAACCGGCAGUUUGCUUUUUUUUUUUAACUUUCUCUACCGUCUAAGAAUAAAGAUAAAGCCAGUUGCUUAUCAGUUUGUAUGAAUAAAGACUCUCAGUUUUGAUAUACUCCUACCUAUGUUAAAGCAUAUCAGCAUACACUGUUUUUGUUUUCUAGCAUAUUUUCAUGAACUUUAAGUAUCAAAUAUCGGUGGGAAAGUGGAAUGUUUUUGCAAUUCAGAUGUUUCUUAUAUCGAUUACAUUUAAAUUCCGAAAUAAUUGAAAGCAGGAACUAUAAAUACAACCAAAGAAAAUACUACAGUUUCCAUCGAUUUUGAGGUAGACAACAUCUAGAUGAUUAAUAAAUGUAUGGUACUGUGCCAGGUGUUGCAAUACAUUAACUGCAUCGAUCGCUGAUUUAUUAAGGUGAUUGUGCACAGUUGUUAGUCAUCUAGGUCAUCUGCACACAGGAGCAUUUUCGUAAUUGCUUUAUUGUAAUUAUCUCUAAUUUUGAAAAUAAUAAAGCAAUUUACUUUCAAAGGAGUUGAAAUGCGCAUGCAUACUUUUUCUUGGCGCAGAAUCAAUCUAACAAGACUAUUGCAACUCAGUUUUAAAACGUUUUAUUUAUUAAUAUGAAUGCAUCAGUUCACAACUGAAUGAUGCAGUUAUUUGUAUUCAGUAUUUUACACUGUAUAUUAGGUUCGUAAUUGUCGACAUAACUUUUGCCCUGGAGAAUAUGACUUGAUACAAGUAUGAUUAUGGCAUUUUAUUGUACAUUUACAGUUGUUAUAUAUGUAUUUUCGCACGACAUUUAAGGUUUUUUUUUUAUAGGACACACAUCUGUUUAGUGUCACAGUUCAAUUUUGUUCGGAUAUUUUACCACAGUAAACAUAUAUAAGUUGACCUACUGAAAGCAGUUCUUGGAUUCAACUGUAAAUAUAUAUAAAAAUACUCUACGUCUAUGGUUCAUUGAAAAAAUGCUACAAAACCCAUAAUGAAUGUAAUUUAUGUUAUUUAUCUAUUUGCUGUUCAACAUGUACAUGUAUAAUAUAAAACAAAUUGGGAUUUUUGUAUGUUUGCACGUACGAGUACGUGUAGAAUUUAUCAAUUAAGUAGUCCUGUAACAAUGAUACUUUACAAGUUUUCUUUCAUUUUUAGUAUGGCAUUUGCUGUCUCGAUUUUUUAAAAUUAUUUUGUUGGAAUACGAUGUAAUUAUUUCAGUUUAUUUUACUAUAUAUUGUUCAUUAUAAAGGCAUACUAGUAGAUGAUGAUUUUGCAAUUUCUGAUUACCUUCAAGUUAAGUCGAAGUGAACGUUUUCGCUUUGAAUCGUAUUUUGAUAAGAUUAAUAUAAUUGAACUUUCAAAUAUAUAAUCAUUUUAACAAUUCAGUUUUUUUUAUUGAUAAGGUAUCUAGAUGAUUAUUUUGCAGUUUCUGGUAUUAUUUUCAUUGUAAAUGAAGCAUGCAACUACAUACUGCGGUUUUUCAUGGAUAUUUGAAUCAUCUGUGCGAACAUUUCAUUGUGUGUCAUUAAAAUAACAUUUGACAUGGAAUUUUGACAGAUCAAAACCUUUUCUGUUUUUUUUAAGGUGGAAAAUUGUAAUCUGAUAAAAUCUAUAUAUUAGUUAUUCGUCUGUGUGAAAGUGUCAAUCAAGUAUAAACGUUACUAUGGAAACCGUUUCUCAUUUAUGUAUUGUUAUGUUUUUAUGAAAUGAAUAAAAUAUAUUUCAAAACAA
Messenger RNA from Mercenaria mercenaria, 9976 nucleotides. RefSeq names its product leucine-rich repeat and fibronectin type-III domain-containing protein 2-like. Gene Ontology annotation, molecular function: protein binding. The coding region runs from base 346 to 1893 and encodes 515 amino acids. NCBI's taxonomy places the organism in Eukaryota, Metazoa, Mollusca, Bivalvia, Venerida, Veneridae. The transcript has a single exon. The record is from RefSeq and is a predicted model, not a curated record.